Molecule: messenger RNA, 765 nt
Organism: Auxenochlorella protothecoides
Lineage: Eukaryota; Viridiplantae; Chlorophyta; Trebouxiophyceae; Chlorellales; Chlorellaceae
Product: putative oxidoreductase
Exons: 5
Coding region: 1-765 (254 amino acids)
Cellular component (GO): cytosol
Molecular function (GO): oxidoreductase activity
Source: RefSeq, a predicted model, not a curated record
AUGGCGUCCGCACUGUAUAAGUCCUACAGCGUUCGCGAUCAGACGGUGCUGAUCUCGGGGUGCCGCCUCAUCCUGGUCGCACGCCGCCUGGAGCGCCUUCAAGCCUUGAAAGACAAGCUGACUCAAGAAUACAAGGUGCCCAUCUACGUUGAGUCCUUGGAUGUACAGAGCAUCAAUGCCAUCACCUCCCUGCCAGAUCGGCUGCCGGAGGACUUCAAGGCAGUGGAUAUUCUGGUCAACAAUGCCGGCCUGGCUCUGGGCUCCAACGCCAUCCACGAAAACUUGCUGGAGGACGUCGCCACGAUGGUCAACACCAACAUUCUCUCCGUUCUUGCUUUCUGUAGAACCUUCAUCCCGGGCAUGGUGAAGCGUAAUCGCGGGCACGUGAUCAACAUGAGCAGCAUCGCCGGGCACGAGGCGUAUGUGGGCGGCAGCGGCUACUGCGCCACCAAGCACGCCGUCGACGCCAUGACCAAGGCCGCCCGCCACGACCUCAACGGCACUGACAUCCGCGUCACCUCCAUCAGCCCCGGCGCGGUGCGAACGGAGUUCAGCGUGGUGCGGACCAAGGGCGACCUGGCCGCCGAGGCCGCCGUCUACGCCGGCAUCGACCCCCUGCGCGCCGCCGACAUCGCCGACAACGUGCUCUACGCGGCGACGCGCCCGCCCCACGUCCAGGUGGCCGACAUCGUGGUGCUGGCCAGCUACCAGAGCUCGGCACGCAACCUGGCACGCGUGAAGCUGCCGGCAGCCCAAGAGGCAUGA